AUGAGGCUCUUCCUCGUCACCAUCCUGCUGGCCAUCUUCUCAGUGGCCUCUACAAAAAGCCCCAUAUUUGGUCCCCAGGAGGUGAGUAGUGUGGUAGGUAACUCGGUGUCCAUCACGUGCUACUACCCAGCCACCUCCGUCAACCGACACUCCCGGAAGUACUGGUGCCGGAAAGGAGCCAACAGCCUCUGCACAACCCUCAUCUCUUCAAACGGCUAUGUCUCCAAGGAGUACGCAGGCAGAGCCAAUAUCAUCAACUUCCCAGAGAAUAACACGUUUGUGGUUAGCAUUGCAAAACUCACCCAGGAUGACACUGGGAGCUACAAGUGUGGUCUGGGCACCAGUAACCGACCCCUGUUCUUUGACGUCAGCCUGGAGGUCAGCCAGGCUCCGGAGUUCCCAGAGGACACUCAUGUCUACACUGAGGAGGUGGGCAGAAAUGUGACUUUCGACUGCCCUUUCCAAAAGGAGAACUCUCAUAGCAAGAAAUCCUUGUGUAAGAAGAUAGGUCAAGCCUGUGAACCUGUCAUUGACUCUACUGAAAACGUGAACCCCAGCUAUGUGGGCAGAGUAAAACUUUUCAUGAAAGGGACCAGCGGAUUAAUAUUCGGUGUCAGCAUUAAUCACCUAAGACUCAGUGAUGCUGGGCUGUAUGUUUGCCAGGCUGGGGAAGGGCCUAGUGCCAAUAAAAAGAAUGUUGACCUCCAGGUGCUAGAGCCUGAGCCAGAGCUGGUUUAUGCAGAUCUGAGAUCCUCAGUGACCCUUGACUGUGCUUUGGGCCGUGAGGUGGCAAAUGUAGCCAAAUAUCUGUGCCGGAUGAACAAGGAAACUUGUGAUGUGGUCAUUAAUACCCUGGGGAAGAGGGAUCCAGCCUUUGAUGGCAGGAUCCUGCUAACGCAAAAGGACAAUAAUGGCCGUUUCAGUGUGUUGAUCACAGGCCUGAGGAAGGAAGACGCAGGGCACUACCUAUGUGGAGCCCACAGUUCUGGUCUGCCUCAAGAAGGCUGGCCCAUUCAGGCAUGGCAACUCUUUGUCAAUGAAGAGUCUACAAUCCCCCCUAGUCGCUCUGUGGUGAAGGGUGUCACAGGAGGCUCUGUGGCCAUGGUCUGUCCCUAUAACCCCAAGGAAAGCAGCAGCCUCAAGUACUGGUGUCGCUGGGAAGGGAAUGGAAAUGGCCACUGCCCGAUCCUUGUGGAGAGCCAGGGCCUGGUACAAGAGGACUAUGAGGGCCGCCUGGCCCUGAUUGAUCAGCCAGGCAAUGGCUCCUACACUGUCAUCCUCAACCAGCUCACCACCCGAGAUGCGGGCUCCUACUGGUGUCUCACCAAUGGCGACUCUCGCUGGAGAACCACCAUAGAACUCCAGGUUGCUGAAGCUCCAGGAAAGCCCAACCUCGAGGUGACACCCCAGAACGCGACGGCUGUGCUAGGAGAGACCUUCACGCUCUCCUGCCACUAUGCGUGCAAACUCUACUCCCACGAGAAAUACUGGUGCAAGUGGAGCAAUGAGGGCUGUCGUGUCCUGCCUAGCCGUGACGAAGGGGCCCGACUGCCCUCCGUGAGCUGUGACCCCAGCCACCGGCUCAUCUCCAUGACCCUGAACCCCGUCAAGAAGGAAGACGAAGGCUGGUACUGGUGUGGGGUGAAGCAAGGCCAGAUCUACGGAGAAACUACAGCCAUCUAUGUGGCAGUUGAAGAGAGGUCACGCCAUGUCAACCCACCAGAUGCAAACGCACAUGCAGAUGAUGCUCCAAAAGGGGCAGAUGAAUCCAGUGUCAGUGAGAAUGAGAACAGAGCCGUUCUGAACACCAAGCUUCUGGCAGAGGAAAAAGGGAUAGAGAGCGUGGGAGACCAAGCUCAGGAGAACAGGGCAUCUGUGGAUGCUGGCAGUGCUGAUGGACCAAAGGGGAGCUCUAAAGUGCUGUUCGCCACCCUGGUGCCUCUGGGUCUGGUGCUGGCAGUGGGUGCUGUGGCUGUGUGGGUGGCAAGAGUCCGUCACCGGAAGAAUGUAGACCGGAUGUCAAUCAGCAGCUACAGGACAGACAUUAGCAUGGCAGACUUCAAGAACUCCAGGGAUUUGGGAGGCAAUGACAACAUGGGAGCCUCUCUAGACAAUCAGGAGACAGUCCUGGAAAGAAAAGAUGAAAUCGUGACUACCACUGAGAUUGCCACAGAGCCGGAAGAAUCCAAGAAAGCAAAGCGGUCAUCCAAGGAGGAAGCUGAUCUGGCCUACUCAGCAUUCCUGAUCCAAUCCAGCAACAUAGCUGCACAAGUCCACGAUGUUCCCAAGGAAGUCUAG
Onychomys torridus (southern grasshopper mouse) is the source of this 2298-nucleotide messenger RNA. It is a transcript of the gene Pigr, whose product is annotated as polymeric immunoglobulin receptor. Lineage: Eukaryota; Metazoa; Chordata; Mammalia; Rodentia; Cricetidae. The coding region runs from base 1 to 2298 and encodes 765 amino acids. Gene Ontology annotation, molecular function: transmembrane signaling receptor activity. The record is from RefSeq and is a predicted model, not a curated record. The transcript is spliced from 10 exons. Gene Ontology annotation, cellular component: plasma membrane.